AUGGUGAUCACCUGCAGGUCCUUGAAGGAAUUGAGAGAUCACGCUCCCGCACAAGCUACUAAGCUGGUAAAGGCUUUGGAAAGUCCACCGCACGAGGUAUAUUCGAUACGGGAUGGCUUUGAGGCAGCAGUACGUACUCGUAUAAGCUACUUCGCUUAUAACCCUCGUAUCUCUCCAUCAUGGGAUGAGAGAUCGACGACAAACGGAGAGCCUGCUUCACUAUUACCAGAGGGUGGCUCACUCACCCGUACCAACUCAUUUUGCGGCGAUCGGCUACUCUGUGUUCCGUGGCGACGCUAUCCUUUCAGCCCACUUAUAUCUCAGCACUCCGCAGCUCCACCAACGGAUCACCUUAACGACAACGAUGCUGUGGAUCCGGGACGUGGCGAGGCCCUUGCGGCCCCAUCGUUCGUCGGAUGCCGGAUGGCUAUUCAGCUGAAACACUCAUCGAUGUCAUCAGUGUUGUCCUACAGCGCGUGA
Messenger RNA from Laccaria bicolor S238N-H82, 480 nucleotides. RefSeq lists its product as uncharacterized. The coding region runs from base 1 to 480 and encodes 159 amino acids. The record is from RefSeq and is a predicted model, not a curated record. The transcript is spliced from 7 exons. Lineage: Eukaryota; Fungi; Basidiomycota; Agaricomycetes; Agaricales; Hydnangiaceae.